GUCGUAGCUAGCAGACGAACUUCAAAAUGGCCGACGAUUGCUUGUUCGAGUUUCUGUACAAUGAGAUUGCGAAUUACAUUUAUUCGCAGACUGAUCCAGAUGACAGAGACGCCUCCGUAGCAAAGCUUGAACAUAUAGGCUACUCAACCGGUUACCGGCUUGUAGAGAGGCUUACGAAAGAUAUGCCGAGGUUCAAAACUGAGCUCGACAUCAUUAAAUUCAUCUGCAAGGAACUGUGGUCUGCUGUGUACAAAAAGCAAGUGGACAAUCUCAGGACUAAUCACCAUGGUGUGUACGUCUUGCACGACAACAGGUUUCGCUUCUUAACCCAGCUCUCAACUAGUAAACAGUACAUAAACAUGGCUCCUAAGUAUUUGGCCUUCACGUGCGGUUUAAUCCGAGGCACACUGGCAAACCUCGGAAUCCAGAGCAGCGUCACAGUCGAAGUAACGACAAUGCCUGCAUGCAAAUUCCAGAUCCAGGCAGCGCAAAGCACUUGAGGGCAGCCGCGAUGAAAUGAAAGAACGUGUUCAGUCUCCGUUGAUGCGUAUAAAAGAAGUGUCGAUCACCGA
Molecule: messenger RNA, 572 nt
Organism: Ornithodoros turicata
Lineage: Eukaryota; Metazoa; Arthropoda; Arachnida; Ixodida; Argasidae
Gene: Trs33
Product: trafficking protein particle complex subunit 6b-like
Exons: 6
Coding region: 27-500 (157 amino acids)
Biological process (GO): endoplasmic reticulum to Golgi vesicle-mediated transport; regulation of GTPase activity
Cellular component (GO): TRAPP complex; trans-Golgi network; cis-Golgi network
Source: RefSeq, a predicted model, not a curated record